Molecule: messenger RNA, 726 nt
Organism: Trichomonas vaginalis G3
Lineage: Eukaryota; Parabasalia; Trichomonadida; Trichomonadidae
Product: negative regulation of cell death
Exons: 1
Coding region: 1-726 (241 amino acids)
Molecular function (GO): Hsp70 protein binding; Hsp90 protein binding
Source: RefSeq, a predicted model, not a curated record
AUGAGUGGUGGUAAGCUUCCCAGAUUCCCAGUCACUAAACCUCCAAGGGCCGUCUUACAUCCAGAGACUGAAGUAGCCACCCGCGAGGUUGCACCAGUUAAGAGACAAAAGAGGAGUCUUCACAAGAAAGUUUCUCCAAAUCAACAUACAGAAUUUCGUCGUUUUUACGAUCGUGGAGAUAUUCCAGUUCGUCUUGUACAUACUACAUUCAAGAAUGCUAUUGCUUGGUCAGUUGAUCCAUCCGUUCUUGACUAUCAGCAUUAUUUACCAUUGUUUUUCGAUGGUCUUCGUGAAAAGGAAGAGCCAUAUCGUUUCUUCGCACGUAAGGGCACAUGGGAGCUCCUUAAAAACGGUGGCACCCGCGUUCUUCAGUGCAUCCCACAAGUUGUUAUUCCAUUAAAGAAAGCUCUCGAUACACGCGAUAUGGACAUUGUCCCAGUUGCACUUCGAACAAUGCAGAAAUUAGUCAAGUCCAGCGAACUUGCUGGCGAAGCUUUAAUUCCAUUUUACAGACAACUCCUCCCAGUUCUUAACGAGUUCUCAUUAUGCAACAAGAACUUAGGAGAUCGCAUCGAAUACGGUCAGAGAAAGAAAGAGAACAUCGGAGAUCUCAUUCAAGAAACUCUUGAAUGCCUCGAACUCAACGGUGGUCCAGAAGCUUUCAUUAACAUCCAAUAUAUGAUUCCAACAUACCAGUCUGCGAAGGCGCCAGGCGACGACGAAUAA